CCAACAUUAACAUCUUUGCAACCUCUCGGACAAAUCAUACGCUAUCGGAGGACUUCAGAAAAGAGGAUGCACUGUCGUUGGAGAUUCGCGCGACAGAUCAAGAUAUACUGUUAUAAACAGUAUAUCUUGGUCAGCAGAUAGCCAAUCGAAGAUCAAAUAUCCUUAAUAGUAGUGUCUGGGAUCUAAUCACCCCAGAGGUCGUUGAAAAAGUGGAUGGAAUGUAAGUCAUCUAAUCAAUUUAUGAUUUGUUCAAAUGUAAGGAAUAGCUCAUCAUUAAGGUUCCUGCUUGCAACGCCUAUCAUGGACCUCCUUGCGAAUCCGCCAAAUGAAGGAUAUGUUCAUGAUGUUUUGCAAAGACUUGUCAAGGGGGUUGACAUAUUAAAAGAAACCUACAAAAUGUCAAUGGAGAGAAUUCGAGGGGAAAUACGAAAAAGACCUUGCAAAAAAGAUUCUUGCAUGGCUUGUCCAUGCUAAUAGACCGCUUGCUACGCAAGAACUCCAACAUGCCCUUGCAGCUCAGCAGUUGGAUAAGUCAGAGCUGAAUGAGUGCUACAUCACAGAGGUCGAAUACCUGCGGUCCAUAUGCCGCGGAUUAAUCGCGGUUGAUAAAGAAAGCGAUUAUCAUCCUCUAUUCUGCUCUCAAAGUAUUCUUGAUAGAGGAAGUGGUUCCGCACUGCACAGUCAGAUACUACACGGACCUGCGUUACAUACCUCUCAUACAAUGUAUUCAGAAGCAGAAUGUGUCGUACACGUAAACUCGAGCAACGGCUGGGUUCAUAUUGCCUUUACGACAAUGCUGCGCGAAACUGGGGGCACCACGCCCGCAUAUCUCAAAUCGAUGGACACCAGUGUAUCCUGAAUUUUCUUGAGUGUGAGGCUAAAGCAUCUGUAUGCGGUCAGGCCAUACUAGAAGGUUAUAAAGAUCAUGAGGGGGUCUACAGUGAAAUCAGAACACAGGAGGCCACAUCAUGGCAUACUUCGGGGAUUGUUCUAGCGAUAGUUGACGUGGGUGGACGUCUGGGACGGUUGAUUAAAGCGCAGAUGCUAUUUUAAGGCGCGUAUGAAGAGAUCUACAAUCUAUACACAACAUUUCGCCCUUCCCUUCAAUGUAUAGAGAAAGUGAGCGAGAGAGAGAUAUCACCUUACUACCAGUAUACUACGUACUAGGUCUCCGUACCGAGGCACCGAGCAGGUUUCCGCCUCAGGCGACGAUUCGGGGCAAAAGGCGGAUAACCACACAGACCCCGUCGGGGGAACAAAUGGCAAGGCAGGCAUUUCCAAAGGCCGGAUCCAUCCAUUUCCAUAUCGGCCCAGUUCUCCCGCGUACUGGGAAUGGAUCCAAAUGCCGUGGAAGUGUAGCACCGAAUGAGAUCAUACCUAUGUAAAACCGGCAUUUGCUCAAUCAAGUAGUUCCUAUGGAAAGGGACCCUAUGAGCUAGCAAUUUUCUGAGAAAUGUAGUCACAAUUGCUGUGUCCCUUCCAAGGAAGUUAAGAUUGUUACCUAUCGUUUGUCCGGUGGUAUGGGAUGGGAUGUCUCUCCCCCGAGGAAAAUAAAAAAUAGGUGCUGAAAAAAGACACCGGUUGUUUCCUUUGUCCCGAGAGAGCCCGUUGAGUGCUGAAUCAUCCUACCGCUGAUUGGCCAAUGCCCGGAUCACGGGAUGCCUCGGGGGCGAAGACGGCGCUUUGUACAAAUUCCUACAUUCGCAAGGAUUUUUUUCUUGCCAGCUUUUUUCUUCGAUUG
Molecule: messenger RNA, 1741 nt
Organism: Aspergillus alliaceus
Lineage: Eukaryota; Fungi; Ascomycota; Eurotiomycetes; Eurotiales; Aspergillaceae
Exons: 1
Coding region: 739-1053 (104 amino acids)
Source: RefSeq, a predicted model, not a curated record